AGAAAGACUGAUCUUCAAGAGUUUAUUCUAUUCCAUACAUAAAUAUCAUCACUUUGGUUUGUUUAGCUUGAAGCGUACCGCCAAAUUGCCGUUGUCACCCGAGAAUGGUUCUCCCUGAGCAUCGAUCUCUCCUCUUGGGCUGGUGCUAGCUCCUUCUACAUCAGACUUAUUGCUGGGCCAUUUUUCAGGCUCCCUGCUCCCUUAGAGGAUUCUGAUUAUGCAAAUUCAAUGUGGAGUUUACAUUGCAUCUGGCACCGACAUUAUUCAAGGUUUCUACCUACUACAUUGAAUGCGAGUCCAAAACUCCACCCUACUUUUGUGAACUCUACGGUCCCAAACAACAGGAAUACUUGGCAGUGGAGCACUGCCCGUUUCAAUCGAAGCAACCAGCAAGAUUACGAAUUUCUUUCAGUACAAAUAUAUUGGUCAUAGGAUUCCGACGUUGGUUCCGACAUUAUUCACGGCCUCUUAUCCUGCGGGAGAGAAAAGGUUGAAAGAGAUUCUAUCUUCUCGCCGACCCCAGUGACCCACAGUGGACAAAUUUGGGGUUUGUCACUUUGUGAUGUGUUGAGUUCUUCACCUUCUUCUCACUUUCCUCUGUGUACAACAUGUAUAUUUAUAAGUCUCUGUUGAAACUCUUCUUCCCAUUGUGGCUCUGAGUUGAGUUCAUAUUUUAUGCGUUAAGAAGAGGGCACUGGGAUGCUUGGUUUUCUCUAUGGUGGCCUUACGCAUUGGCCAUCUGCAACAAUCUCGUUCCUGAUUUUCUUAUCAUUCUUACAAUAUGAUAUUGGAGUGGCUUUAUCAGCUUCCAAUUACUUGAUCGGUCUUGGAAGCUAUGACAUAACAGGGCCUGCUGCAGAUGUUAAUAUGAUGGGUUAUGCAGAUUUGGAUCAAAUUGCAUCUGGACUUCACUUCCGGUUGCGAGCUCGAACUUUUAUUGUGGUAGAUCCUAAGGGGAACCGUUUAGCAUUUGUAAAUCUUGAUGCUUGCAUGGCCUCACAAAUUGUUACAAUUAAAGUGCUCGAGAGACUUAAAGUAAGGUAUGGGGACCUUUAUACAGAGCAGAAUGUUGCCAUCAGUGGUAUCCACACUCAUGCUGGUCCUGGAGGCUAUCUUCAAUAUGUUGUAUAUAUUGUAACAUCUCUUGGAUUUGUACGCCAGUCAUUUGAUGUGAUUGUUGACGGCAUCGAGAAAAGCAUUGUACAAGCUCAUGAAAGGCUUCAACCAGGGUCAAUUUUUGUAAAUAAAGGAGAGCUUUUAGAUGCAGGGGUGAAUCGUAGUCCUAGUGCUUAUCUCAAUAAUCCUGCGGCAGAGCGGGCCCAAUAUAAGUAUGAUGUUGACAAAGAAAUGACCCUCUUAAAGUUUGUAAAUGAUAAAUGGGGACCAGUAGGUAGCUUCAACUGGUUUGCUACUCAUGGAACUUCAAUGAGCCGCACAAACUCAUUAAUAAGUGGUGACAACAAAGGAGCUGCAGCACGGUUUAUGGAAGACUGGUUUGAACAGAAGAGUUCUCAGGAAGAUUUUGAUGCUCUCUACUUCAAGAAGUUUAGAACUGAAAAGAUCCCUCGUAGAGUCUCAACCAUAGUUCCUAACCACAACAAAAACCGAAAUGAGUUGAUGAGUCUUGCCACCUACUUUCCGUUUUCUCAAGGACGGCCGGCAACAAGGUUUCUGAGUCUUGCAAGUCGGGUUAGGAAUGCUUUCAUGCAAACUGACCGGCCUCAAUUCGUAUCUGCAUUCUGUCAAUCAAAUUGUGGUGAUGUAAGCCCAAAUGUUCUUGGUGCAUACUGCAUAGACACCGGGUUGAGUUGUGAUUUUGAUCACAGUACCUGUAAUGGUAAAAAUGAAUUAUGCUAUGGUCGGGGACCGGGUUACCCUGAUGAGUUUGAGAGUACUCGUAUAAUUGGAGAAAGGCAAUUCAAAAAAGCUAUUGGAUUGUUUGAUAAAGCAACUGAGCCGCUGACAGGGAAAGUUGACUACAGGCAUGCAUUUCUCAAUUUCUCCAAUCUUGAAGUCUCACUUCCUAAAGUUGGUGGGGGUCAUGAGGUGUCGAAAACAUGCCCAGCUGCCUUGGGCUUUUCUUUUGCUGCAGGGACCACUGAUGGUCCUGGAGCAUUUGAUUUCAAGCAGGGAGAUGAGAAGGGGAAUGCCUUCUGGAGGUUGGUGAGGGACUUGAUAAAAACACCGAGUCAGGAACAGAUCAAAUGUCAGUAUCCGAAGCCUAUUCUACUUGAUACUGGGGAAAUGAAGGAACCCUAUGACUGGGCACCCUCAAUACUUCCAAUUCAAAUUUUGCGGAUAGGGCAACUAGUGAUUCUUAGUGUUCCUGGAGAAUUUACAACCAUGGCCGGCAGACGCCUUCGUGAUGCUGUCAAGAAAGUGCUUACUUCUGGAGGUAAUGGAGAAUUUAACAGCAAUGUCCAUAUAGUCAUUGCAGGGCUGACCAAUACAUAUUCACAGUACGUGACAACCUUUGAGGAGUACAAGGUGCAAAGAUAUGAGGGAGCCUCCACACUGUAUGGUCCACACACACUUGAUGCUUACAUCCAAGAGUUCAAAAAAUUAGCGGCUGCUCUCAUCAGUGGCCGAACUGUUGAACCCGGCCCGCAGCCCCCAGAUCUCCUUGACAAGCAAAUUAGCUUACUUCCACCAGUUGUAAUAGACUCUACUCCUCCCGGCAUAAACUUUGGAGAUGUCGAAACUGAUGUUCCUCCAAAUUCCACCUUCAGAAGGGGUGAAAUGGUUACAGUCACCUUCUGGUCCGCUUGCCCAAGAAAUGACCUUAUGACUGAGGGCACAUUUGCAUUGGUUGAGAUCCUUCAGAACCGAAAGACAUGGACCCCAGCUUAUGAUGAUGAUGAUUUCUGUCUGCGUUUUAAGUGGUCAAGGCCUGCAAAACUUAGUCCUCAGAGCCAUGCAACCAUAGAAUGGAGAAUUCCUUCAUCUGCGGCUUCAGGUGUAUAUCGGAUAAGCCAUUUUGGUGCUUCAAAAUCACUUUUUUGGUCAAUCCGCCAUUUCACAGGUUCAUCUAGCGCCUUUGUAGUGGUAUAGAGAUAUGGCUAUAAUAUGCAUUGAAGUCAUUUUUAGAAUUUUCCACAUCCCACAAUGAGAAGUAUAUAAUCAUCUACGCUGCUUGUUCUCAGCGAGAGAGCUCCUGGAAGUACAGCAAUUUAAUUCUCAAGGAUAACUAACACUAUAAAUAAGCAAGUUAUGAGCCAUAUGCUGAUAAGGCUGACAAGUGCAUGGAAAAUUAUGUUGUGGAAAUUGAUAUAUUGAUAAGGGGUUUUUUUGGCC
Messenger RNA from Juglans regia (Persian walnut), 3294 nucleotides. RefSeq names its product neutral ceramidase 2-like. The transcript is spliced from 10 exons. NCBI's taxonomy places the organism in Eukaryota, Viridiplantae, Streptophyta, Magnoliopsida, Fagales, Juglandaceae. Bases 700 to 3051 code for a protein of 783 amino acids. The record is from RefSeq and is a predicted model, not a curated record. Gene Ontology annotation, biological process: sphingosine biosynthetic process; ceramide catabolic process; long-chain fatty acid biosynthetic process. Gene Ontology annotation, cellular component: extracellular region. Gene Ontology annotation, molecular function: N-acylsphingosine amidohydrolase activity.